Messenger RNA from Cicer arietinum (chickpea), 1650 nucleotides. Its product is annotated as F-box/kelch-repeat protein At3g23880-like. Lineage: Eukaryota; Viridiplantae; Streptophyta; Magnoliopsida; Fabales; Fabaceae. The record is from RefSeq and is a predicted model, not a curated record. Gene Ontology annotation, molecular function: protein binding.
CCUAAUAAAAAGUAAAAGGAUAAUUUUAUUUAUAAAAAAGAAAAUAGAAUUCAUAGUUUGCGUUUCAAUCCCUCAAAACAAGAAGUUUCUGUUUAAAAACAGAAAGGUUUUUCUUCAACAUGUUAUUCAAACACUUUUCUUCCUCAACAACAACUGCACCUUCAAAUAUGGCUGAACACUCCAAUCCCACUGAUUUAUUUCCUAAUGACCUUAUCACCAAAAUCCUCUUAUUGCUUAACGUAAAAUCUAUAUUACGUUUCAAGUGUGUGAGCAAGUCUUGGAACACCCUCAUCUCCGAUUCCAUAUUCGUAAAAUUGCACCUUCAACUUUUGCCACAAAACAAACACCUACUACUCAUCCCAUUCGACCCAAAAAAUAAUCAGAAUUCUGGUAUUGUAUCCUUCCCCAUAUGUCGUUUACUAGAGAAUAAAUCAGUCACUCUUGUCAACGAACCUAAUAUGCAUAUGAAGGAUUGUAGUAGAGUAAUUGGUUCGUGUAAUGGAUUGGUAUGUUUGCUUGGUUUUUCUUCAACAAUUGGGCCUCAAGAUAUUUGGAUUCGUUUAUGUAAUCCAAUCACAGGGUUUCUAUCUGAAAAAUUAGGAUCUUUUCGCCAAUCUCGCCAACAUGCAUUUAAGAGGCUUAGAUGCACAUUUUGUUAUCAUAAUUCAACUUAUAAGGUAGUGGUUUAUUGUUGUAAGGAAGUUAAAGUUUUCAGUUUGGGUGACAAUAGUUGGAGAAAUAUUCAAAAAUUUCCUCUAUUUAUUUUUAACUAUAUGGUUGUUUUUAACGAUAUUCCAGUAAACGAAGGUGUGAAUGAAGGUGUGUAUUUAAGAGGUACCGUUAAUUGGUUGGCUUUUCGAAAUAAAUUAGAACGUGUUCAAUGUUUGAAUGAUGUUGAUGUUGAAGAACUUGUGAUUGUGUCGCUUGAUCUUGGUACAGAGACGUAUAGGCAAUUGUUGCCUCCUCUGGGUUUUGAUGUUGUUGGGCCAACUAUUGCUGUCUUGAUGGAAUGUCUCUAUUUUUCUUACCAUUUCGAGAGAUCUCAUUUUGUUAUGUGGAAGAUGACUGAAUUUGGAGUUGAAGAAUCUUGGACUCAAUUCGUUAAAAUUAGUUAUCAGAAUCUUCAAGUAAAUACGUUUGGUUGGAGUGUGAUGUAUCUUCGGUUGUUUCUAUUUCCGUUGUGUUUUUCUGAGAAUGGUGAUACACUUAUAUUGGCAAGCAAUAAAGAAAAGCAAGCAAUUCUUUAUAAUUUGAGAGACGGUACAGCAACACGAACUAGUGUUACCAAUAAUAUAAAGUGGUAUAUUUCCAAAGAUUAUGUUGAAAGUUUUGUUCAAUAACUUCCUAAAAGCCUACAACCCAAACUGGUGACACAUCAGGUGUUAUUGAUGGUAGAUGGUGGCAUGGAAAUAGGAUUAUAUUCAUUUUGUAUAAGAUAGUUAUGGCCCUCUUGAUGUCUCUUAUGGAUUUCUUUGAAAAUGUGUUUGUUGAAAUUUUGCACUGAAUAAUUGUGCUUUUUUAGAAUUGCAUGUACUAUGUUCAAGCUCACUUUUUGCUGGGUUCUUAUUUAAUAGGAGUAUUUUGUAGUUGCUAUACAUUUGUUACUUAUAUAUCAAUAAUAAUAUAUGGUUGAAUGUUCUUUCUUUGGCA